Caenorhabditis sp. 36 PRJEB53466 is the source of this 216-nucleotide messenger RNA. The record is from the annotation of a GenBank genome assembly. Lineage: Eukaryota; Metazoa; Nematoda; Chromadorea; Rhabditida; Rhabditidae.
AUGGUGAAUGUGAAGAAAGGCGUGCUCGUUUCGAGCGAUCCGGCGUUCCGUCAGCUGCUCAUCCAUCUCGACGAUUCGAGACAGCUCGGCUCGAAGUUCAUCGUCCGGGAGCUCGACGACACGCAUCUGUUCAUCGAAAAGGAAAUCGUGCCAAUGCUGGAGAGCAAGAUCGAAUCGAUCAUGGAGAACAUGAAUCCGGAGCUCAACGACAAAUAG